UUCAUUUUUGUUACAGCCUGAAGCGCAUGAUUUCAUAGUCUGUUGGAAACUGUGGUAACUUUCACAAUUAAAGGAAGUGGCGAUUGUCGUCAGGGAACCCCAGAUUUCCGGGAAGACGAGCGAUACCGAUAAGAAGAGGAUUGGCAUACGACGAAGGAUUAUUUCAGAUACUAUAUUGUUCCAGACCAGUUGCAGGGAAAUUAAAAUACAAACCCACUGGAACAUGAUGAAGAGGUACCAACUGCGAGAGAAGAUUCUAUGGUUUGCUUUGAUAUCCCGGGUCUUUGUUUUAAUUGCUCAAUUUAUCCUGAACCUUCUGUGUCCUGAUCACGAUGCAGGAGUCUUCAUCAGUCCCAAAGAUCAGUUUGAAAUUCAGGAAAGAUCUAUCUGGGAUACUCUCAUACAUCUUUUUCUGGGAGGAUUAACUCGUUGGGAUGCUCAAUACUUUUUACACAUUGCCAAAUAUGGUUAUACCUAUGAAAAUACCCUUGCAUUUUUUCCAUUGUUUCCCUGGACCAUUCGCUGCCUUACCAAGAUCUUCUUGGUACUUCUCCUGCCACUGGGAUUCAGUGUCCAAGAAGAUAGCGUCCUUUUGUUAACAGCGACUCUUCUGAAUUUGGUCUGCUUUGUGGGCUCUGCAUGCACUCUGUAUGACCUGAGUUAUAAAGUACUUGGUGAUCCCGUGACGGCCUAUAAGGCUUCAGUACUCUUCUGCAUCAACCCGGCCAGCAUCUUCUUCACGGCUGCUUAUACAGAAUCUAUGUUCACAUACUUAACGUUUAGGAGUAUGCUGGCCUAUGCAGAAGGUACCUCCUGGCAAUGGCUUUCGGUAUCACUUUCGGCUAUAGUUAGAUCUAAUGGACUUACUAACAUUGGAUUCCUGGUUUAUGGUUGGCUUCAAAAAACUGUUGACUUUAUUCAGGCCUCUGAACUUACUUUCUUGAUUACGUCUUCCCGCCCGAUAAGCUAUCAACGGCGCAUCCAGUUUGUCCUUUUCUUUGGCUAUCAUUUGGUAAUUCGUUUUAUGAAAAUCAUUGGUAUUCUAAUAUUAACCUCCUCUCCCUUCCUCCUUAUCCAGGUCUAUAAUUAUUUGAUUUUUUGCGUUGAAGAAAUGCCCAACUUUCCAAAACAGGUAUUAGAUUAUGGUUUUGAUAAUGGUUUCCUCCUUCCUGGAAGUCGAGAUUUGCUGUGGUGUCGAUAUUCAAUACCUAUGGCAUAUUCUCAUGUACAAAGCAGGUAUUGGAAUGUUGGAUUUGUUAAAUAUUAUGAAUUUAAACAAAUACCAAAUUUUAUUCUUGCAGUCCCAGUGCUUUAUAUAAUGCUUGCGGGGAGUUUUAGGUAUCUUUAUGAGCAUAAAAGUGAACUGUACACUUUGGGACUGAAACAAGCAUUCAUCAAGAGCAGGUAUUCUAUGAAAAUGUUUGUAUUUGUUGUUCACGGACUCUUUUUAACUAUCUUUUGCUUGCUCUUUGUACAUAUUCAAGUGAGCACUCGUUUACUCUGUUCAGCUAGUCCUUUGGUGUAUUGGUACUGUGCGUACAUCAUGUCAUAUCAGCCUGAGAAAUUACAUAAAAAUAUGUACACCAUUUGUGAAUAUCCUGACAAUCUAAUUUCAAAAUGGCGAGUGUUUUUCAUGACUCAGGAAAAGUACACAACAAAUGAUAAAUUAGUCUUGAUAUAUUUUAUUGGCUAUCUACUUAUUGGUUGUUUUAUGUACUCAAAUUUCCUACCAUGGACAUAAUUUAUAUGUAAGAUCGUGGGGACAUAUGUGUUGUCUUUUGUGCUUGAGAAUUUCAAUAGGAGUGAGUGAAAUAAUCUUUUUACAAUCAGGACAAUCGUAAGAACGUGCAUUGGCCUUUCCAACAGUUGAGG
Cephus cinctus (wheat stem sawfly) is the source of this 1872-nucleotide messenger RNA. RefSeq names its product GPI mannosyltransferase 2 (gene PIG-V). Gene Ontology annotation, biological process: GPI anchor biosynthetic process. Bases 224 to 1741 code for a protein of 505 amino acids. The record is from RefSeq and is a predicted model, not a curated record. The transcript is spliced from 2 exons. Lineage: Eukaryota; Metazoa; Arthropoda; Insecta; Hymenoptera; Cephidae. Gene Ontology annotation, cellular component: mannosyltransferase complex; endoplasmic reticulum membrane. Gene Ontology annotation, molecular function: alpha-1,6-mannosyltransferase activity; GPI mannosyltransferase activity.